AUGCUCGUCUUAGCCCUUGGUUUCGGCAGUGCCUUGAACAACAACCUAAUGAUACUGACAAUAUUUCAAAAUGAUACCGGUAAACCUACAUACGCAUGCACCGUCCCUGAGAGGAACCUGAAGAACAUGACAAUAAGUUCGUCCAGUUGUUUCUACUGGACUUUUCCUUGGAGCAACCUGGUCAUGGGGUACUUCAGUGACCAGUUUGGAGGAAAGUAUUUGAUCAUGGUAGCAAUCAUGGGUGCUUCCAUCAGUAGCCUAUUUACGCCUUUGAUUUACAAGAAGGCUCGACCGAAUUACCACCCGUUUUUCGCAUUAAGAGCAUUCAAUGGUUUUUGUCAAGGGUUCUUGCUCCCGUCACUCUUCUCAAUUUUGGUGUAUUGGACACCCAAAAACAUGCGAACUACGAUUGUGUGCAUUGGAUUGUCGACGAGUUCCUUCGGAUACAUGGAAUGGACUUCUAUUUACUACAUUUUCGGGUCAUUGGGAGUUAUCUGGUGUGCGGUGUGGUAUGUUUUCUGCUAUUCCAGACCUUAUCUUCACCCUUUCAUUAGUGCCAGAGAAAAAAGCUUUCUAACGGAAGAACUAGGUGAAGAACAGCUGGUUUUUACUCAAAAGGAGGUACCUUGGAGGUCUAUCAUACGCAGUCGGCCCUUGUGGGCUCUAUUGAUAAACCACGUUGGAAUCAUAUGGUGCACUUAUACUUUCGGAACACGCAUGCCCGACUAUGUAAAGGAAGUUUUAAAAGUCAGUUACGAACUUCAAACCUACUGGGAACUCAUAAUGGUUUUUCCCGUGUUUGUGGCAACUAUCAUCUACGGUUGUUUCUCUGAUUGGUUGAUUGCUGAAAAACACAUCAACAUUACAGUGUUAAGGAAAUACAGCGUUGCCUUUAGUAAGUACUGCCUUUACAAACACGAUUCCUUCAAGAGGAUGUUACAACUACUCUUGGUUCUGUGGUUUUUGUAA
Zophobas morio is the source of this 969-nucleotide messenger RNA. Its product is annotated as sialin-like. NCBI's taxonomy places the organism in Eukaryota, Metazoa, Arthropoda, Insecta, Coleoptera, Tenebrionidae. Gene Ontology annotation, biological process: monoatomic anion transport; transmembrane transport. Bases 1 to 969 code for a protein of 322 amino acids. Gene Ontology annotation, molecular function: transmembrane transporter activity. Gene Ontology annotation, cellular component: plasma membrane. The record is from RefSeq and is a predicted model, not a curated record. The transcript has 4 exons.